Messenger RNA from Oncorhynchus kisutch (coho salmon), 5623 nucleotides. RefSeq names its product diacylglycerol kinase epsilon-like. The transcript has 11 exons. The record is from RefSeq and is a predicted model, not a curated record. Gene Ontology annotation, biological process: phospholipase C-activating G protein-coupled receptor signaling pathway. Gene Ontology annotation, cellular component: membrane. Gene Ontology annotation, molecular function: ATP-dependent diacylglycerol kinase activity. Lineage: Eukaryota; Metazoa; Chordata; Actinopteri; Salmoniformes; Salmonidae. Bases 640 to 2367 code for a protein of 575 amino acids.
AGUCCUAUAUCUAUCUCUAUGUAAAUCACGGCUCAAUAUUAUUUGCAGAUCAGUCAGUCAAAAUGUACCCAUGAUACAACACGGUUUUGACGCGCUUGAACACUGCCAUUAGGUGGGAAGGCAACUGUUUGGGAUUGGACAUAUGUUUUUAUCGACGAAUCUAUUGUUAAAUCGCGUUAUUGAUAUAGUAAUGAAGCUGUCACUUCAAUGCAACCUUUAAUAUUAUACAUUCUUGUGCAUGCGUUUCGAUGUUUUUAAAAACUUUAUUUUUUUUACAGACGAUUGAUUACUAGCUUUUAAUGUAGUCAUUGCUGGAGAGGUGAGGAGCACAUCAGGUGCCCAGUAACUAUAUCUAGCAUAGCUUCUGAUAACAACAACAAUAAGCUAAUGUUUCAAAUGUUGGUGGUCGUCGUCUAGCUACGUCUUUUGCACACAAAAAAAUCACGGCAGUCAUUGUUUACAAUCUCGCUCGAGCCUUGUUUUGUGCGUAUUUCGCUACACGAGAAGGUUGUCAUUUUAUCGUAGCUAUUGCAUGGACACCAUGAUGCGCGCGCCUUGCGCACAAUGUUUAUAUGAAUUCUCGUGAUAUUCUAUGAUUUGAUUAGUUUAUUCACGUUAAUACCAACCACUCUACUUCGGAUGUCAAUGGAGGGGGACGAGGGAAACCGUGACCAAUCGUCACGGGAAGAGUGGACACUCCUGUUUUGGACCUCUCUCGCUGUCGUAGUGCCCGUGAUCAUUACAUUGUGGUGCAGUGUCCAACGCUCCAAACGGAAAAUACACAUGAAAGACUUCUUCCGCAAGAGCAAGCACGGCUGGCACUGCACCGACCUGUUCAACAAGCCCACCUACUGCUGUGUAUGCCAACAACACAUUCUACAAGGGGCAUUCUGCGACUGCUGCGGAGUGUGCGCCGACGAGACAUGCCUGCGUCGGGCCGACCGGAGCCUUGUUUGCAAAGAGAUUAUGGCUCCGUCCCAAGCGGAUGGGACACUAGAGCACCGCUGGGUCCGGGGAAACGUCCCUCUCUGCAGUGUCUGUGUGGUCUGCAAGGAGCAAUGUGGGAACCAACCGAAGCUGUGUGACUUCAGGUGUGUGUGGUGUCAGACAAUGGUGCACGAUGACUGCAAGGCCAGCCUGUCGGACGGGGAGCAGUGUGAGCUGGGCGAGUUCCGCAGCCUCAUCAUCCCCCCUCACUACCUCCACCACGUCAACAAGCUCCGCCGCAGGCAUCCCGAUGAGUACAGCAAGCUGGCGUCUGCCUGUGGGAGCAGCUGGACUCCAGUGCUGGUCCUGGCCAACACUCGCAGUGGGAACAACAUGGGGGAGGCUCUGCUUGGAGAGUUCCGCACCAUCCUCAACCCUGUCCAGGUGUUUGACCUGUCGGAGCUGCCUCCCUCUAAGGCUCUGCAGCUGUGCACCCUGCUGCCUCCAGGCAGUGUUAGGGUGCUGGUGUGUGGCGGGGACGGAACCGUGGGUUGGGUGCUGGAUGCCAUCGACACCAUGAAGCUCAAGGGCCAAGAUCAGUUCAUCCCCAGGGUGAUGAUCCUGCCCCUGGGCACAGGGAACGAUCUGUCCAACUCCCUGGGCUGGGGGUCGGGCUACGCCGGGGAGAUCCCUGUGGAGCAGGUGCUCCGGAACGUCCUCGAAGCAGAGGUGGUCAAGAUGGACAGGUGGAAAGUUCAGGUAGCCUCAAAGGGGCUCUACUUUCGUAAGCCAAAGGUCCUGUCCAUGAAUAACUAUUUCUCAGUGGGCCCGGAUGCCCUGAUGGCGCUCAACUUCCACACCCACCGUGAGAAGACCCCCUCCUUCUUCUCCAGCCGCAUCAUCAACAAGGCUGUAUAUUUCAUGUACGGCACCAAAGAUUGCUUAGUUCAAGAAUGCAAAGACCUGGAUAAGAGGAUUGAGUUGGAGUUGGAUGGAGAGAGAGUGGCCCUGCCCAGUCUGGAGGGCAUCAUCGUGUGUAACAUCGGCUACUGGGGCGGAGGCUGUCGUCUGUGGGAGGGCAUGGGGGACGAGCCCUACCCCCCUACGCGGCUGGAUGACGGACUGCUCGAGGUGGUGGGUGUGUUUGGCUCCUUCCACUGUGCUCAGAUCCAAGUCAAGAUGGCCAACCCGGUGCGGCUGGGCCAGGCCCACACAGUCCGGCUGGUGCUGAAGACGUCCCGGAUGCCCAUGCAGGUGGACGGGGAGCCGUGGGCCCAGGGCCCGUGCACCAUCACCAUCACCCACAAGACCCAGGCCUUCAUGCUCUACCACAGCGCCGAGCAGACGGACGACGACGACGAAUCCAGCACCUCCGAGGCUGAGAGCUCCGCCCCCCAUGACUCUCCCAAGCCAGCAGGUCCCUCCUCUGCUCGUGCCUGAGCCCCCAAGUUCCACCUCCUCAAUGUUUCAUCCAUACCCCUCCUUUGUUCGUUGUAGUAAAUGCUGAUGACAUAAUGCCACGAUUGCACUCCCCAGAUGAUGAUAUAAGCCAGAGCUCAGGCAUAUUCCCGCCUCGGGGUAAAGGAAGGAAGGAGAUGUUUCAGUGGAUGAUGGGCUGUAUAUUUGCACUGAUCCCUUGUUUUAUAGUUAUAACAGUUCUAUCGUUUGAAUAGUUUGGCAGUGUUUCCCAACAUGGACCCCGUGUGUCCCUGACUCAAGAGGAAGCGUUGACCUCGACACUCCGACUCCUAUGAUAGAAUAUAUAUUUAUAUUAGUAAGUCAAUCACUGGACGUUUGUUUUGUUUACUCUUAUUUCAUGAUGAUGCACUGUUACUGCCAUGUUGGCCAAAUCCCCAAUGUGCUGUAUUGGACAGACACUAGUUAGUGGUUACUAAGUCUUAAGAAAACGUUACUUGACUAUAUUUCUUAAAAAGAGUUUUUUUAGGACUCUUAGUUAACCAUUCCUAGUGAAAUAUCCGAUGCUUCUAAAGGAUUUAUUCACAGGUUUUAUCAUUUCGACCGUGUAAUAUUUGGAGACAAAAUAUCAACCACAAUAAUCCACUGUCUGUUAAAUGUACUUCUACUUUUUUUUUUUUGCAAUAUUUUGUCCUUUUCUUGAUUAGACCUCUCUUUGUGUGGGCACUUCGUUGUUGCACUGUAGGAAUUACUCCGUAGGACGUAGUUAGAAUUGUACCGUCCCUCAAAACCGACUGCUCAAAGUGUUCAGAAGUAUAGUUAUGAUAGUACUCUGUCCGUAUCUAUUUUGUUUGUUGUCUACUAUGGAAAGAUUGUUUAUUUCAAACACUUUGUCUUCAUGCUGCGUAUCACUAGACAAACUGCUAGGUGACACCCUAUGUCUGUCACAUAGAAAUAGAUUAGCAUCUAGCCAUUCUAUUUCUAUGGUGUGUCGACUGUCAUAAUGUUUGUUACCACAAUGUUUUAAUGAUUUAUUUUUCUUCUGAAUCUCCGUCACCUUUCAGGAAUGUCAUUCAGGAAUAAUGCUGUUUUGUCAUUUUAGGGAGGUCAAAGUUGAGAUAUCAGAAGGUUUGUUACAGCCAUAAUAUAAAGUUAUAGGUGGCGUUCCAGGUUGUCUGUUAUGCAAUCACACUGCGCACCUGCCCCUAAGCACUUCUGCAGGUCCCUCGGUUUGUGGAACCAGUCUAAUCACUGCGUUCGCCAUUCUAUUUCAAAUCACUUGCAGUAGAACAGAAUGGUUGGCACAGCAAUCAGAUUGGUUCCACCAGGUUACCCUGUCCACAUAAUCUUAUUCAUUGUGAUCUAUAAGGGAAAAGUGAUCCUAGAUCAGCACUCCUAAUCAUCUGUGCAGCGUGACUGCAAGCAAUAUGACCUGGAACGUCUCCUAAAAGUCUUGGUCCUUAAGCCAACUAUUGGCAUCAACUGUAUAACGGGAGGAUUGUCAAUGUUCAUCUAAAGCUUCGGAGGGCCAUAGUUAUUAAUAUAAUGCCAAUGCUUGUGAUAUACAUUCCCUUUGUGUGUGUUAAGCCGUUGGGUAAUUGUCUUGUUGCUUGACACCCAUUUUAUGUGUAUCUGCGCUUCUACUGUGUUUACAACAAACCUGAAUGUUCUAGAAACAAGUCUGAGCAUCUUAACUGUGGACAGAAAUGUUAUUUCAAACAGUAUAGAGCUGGGGUAUUCAACUCUUACCCUACGAGGUCCGGAGCCUGCUGGUUUUCUGUUCUACCUGAUAAUGAAUUGCACACACCUGGUGUUCCAGGUCUAAAUCAGUCCCUGAUUAGAGGGAAACAAUGAAAAAAUGCAGUUGAACUGGCUUAAGUCCAGAGUUGAGUUGAAGGGGUAUAGAGCCCCACACUGGAGGUGUCAUAAUACUCAUUAAACCUAGUGGUCAAACAGGGAAAUGGUUCCAAUUGUUUUUCCACCAUUAAUUUUUCCUAUUUUAAAAACACUUAAGGGCUGUUUCCUGUAGGCUUACCCUGGCGUGACGUUUUGAUAUAUCAUGUAAAUCUCUCUCGGACAAGGUGACUUAUCAAUAUAUACGGCUCCAUUUACUCUCAGAUUCGAAAAUUCUAAUCAGCGUCAAAGUAGACAUGCAAAACUACAAAUCCCUGCACGUCAUCUCUAGCUGACACCUUUGCGAACAGGUAUUGUGUCAAUUUAAAACUUGCACAAGACCGUUCACAGAACUGUCCCUUUAAAUAUACUCUGCCAAUUUACUCAUUACUACAUUUAACAUUUAGAUAAAUAAAUCCAGAGAUUCUUACCUUUCCUUCAAUUUGACAGUCUCUUCCAGAUCAUGGCAUUUGUAGUUCUUUAUGAUAGCCACAUUAACAGCUAAUUAACAUUUCAUUUUGGGGGGGGUAAAUACAGGCAAAUAUAUUUAUAAAGGUCACUUUUUCCUAGAGAUUUACAUGGUUAUCAAAACAUCACGCCAGGGUAAGCCUACACAAAACACAACCCUUAUUUUAAGUGUUUCUAAAAAUCCCCCAUGGGAUUUGACCCGCUAGGUUUUAUGGGUAUUAUGACUCAUACUGUGGUACUCUAUUGGCUGUAAGGUUUUAUAGAAAUGUAACUGCAUUGCUGGAGGAGAGCAUGUACUGUUUGCCACCGAUUGUUUUCUCAAAUCGAUUGUCUUGAGAUAUUGAAUGGUAACGGAUCAUCUUAGUCUUGGUAGUUUAUGUACACGUCAUUAUGUCUACACUUAACGAUGGAAGGAGACCGUGUGAUAGUCUAUUGCUGAUACAUUUUCCUGUAAAGUUUUGAGUGAAAUUUACAGUGUACCAUGAGGAACAGUAUAUUUGGAAAUAUAUUUAGCUACACAUUUAGUUUUUUCAGUCAAACCACUGUACAUAAAUGCACAAGAUUGCUGUGGAAAGUGUCAAAGAAACCAGUUAGUCAUAACAGCACUUUAUUGAUGGAAUGGAACGCAUACGACUCCAUUGUCUCCAUCUAAUGGUACGAACUGUACCAUCUUCUUCCUGGCCAUUUAAAAAGAAAAGAUGGAUAGAGAGUUGGAUAAAAUAAGACUAUUGUAAGCAAACAAUCACUUAAUAGCAAUUAAAAACCUGAGACAAACAUGAAAGAGACAAAUAUGAAAAUAAUUGGCUUUACUGAAUUUGCUACUGAAGAUGUUGAAAUGGAAAAUUUCACUGAAUGUAAUAAGCAAUGUAAAUUAGAAUUUGAAAACACCCAUAAUAAAUAUUUUCAUAUGUAUUAUGAA